This is a messenger RNA of Porites evermanni, 2189 nucleotides long. NCBI's taxonomy places the organism in Eukaryota, Metazoa, Cnidaria, Anthozoa, Scleractinia, Poritidae. The record is from the annotation of a GenBank genome assembly.
AUGGGUAUGAAAUCGACCGAACUUGGGUAUGAAUGGACUUGGGUAUGAAUUGUCAUGGGUACAAAACAGCCGUAAACUCAUUUUAUAUUCAAUGCAAAUCAUGAACGUUUGGGGCUGUGUAGAGAUGAUAAUUUAUGUACACAGUAUGUGUACUUCUGAAAAUUUUUUGUUGUCUUACUCUAGGCUGAGUGCACCAAAAACCAAGACUGUGGCGACAAAAAGUUCUGCAGCAAAUUCAGACUUCAGUGUCAACAAUGCAUCGAUGGCUCAGGAUGUUUCAGCAGUGAUCAGUGUUGUGGAGAUAAAGUCUGCAAGCUUGGCUGGUGCAAGUCUGAACCAAGUAAAUAUCAGUAGUUAGUAUACAAUGUACCACACAAUGUGAUCGAAAAGUGCUUUUUGUGAAUGUUGAUUGGUUAAGCCAGGGGUGAUUAGCCAGGUUCUAUUCACCUCAUGCAGCCAGUACACAGGAAAUUAAGUUUUCUGAGCAUUUGAUAAAUAAAUUAAAGUACUUUGUUAGUCCAUUCAGUUGUUCAGCUUGUGCAAAGGGGUAAAAUCUUUAUAAUAAAACAAAAACAAUAUUAUUUUUCAUCUCAGUAUUAGUGAAAGUGAUAGUAACCAGUGAGCAGAGGUUUCUUCCCAGCAUGGCUUUUAGAAUUAACAAAGUUGUAUGUGUCACUGUCAGCCGUGUAGUUGGUUUUUUAAUGCCUCAUUAAGUGGUAGAUAUUUACCUCACUGCUUUGUGGUUUGUAGUUGAAUGAUAAUUUUGUCAUGCACUCAAGACUACAAUUGUCUAGGGCUAUAGUCAUUUUAGGUCUCGUCUUACAACUUUUGACUUUCUUCACUGCAGAUUUUUUUGAAUUUAGCAAUGUUAUUAUUUGUUUUAUAAUCAUGUUUUUAGAGCGCACUGGCCUUGCCAAGUCCCCGUGUGAUGAUGACAGCCAAUGCAAUGCAGGUCUGUUCUGUUCAUACAAUGUAUUUGAUGGUGGAAAGUGUGAAAAACUUAGAAAGGAGGGAGAAUCAUGCACCAUGGGAAUAUUUGACAGACGCCGCCCUAGAUGCAUGGAAGGUCUGAGUUGCAAACGAACAAGGUAGGUACACAUAGAUCAAGUUUUUAGAAGCGCAGUUAGCCUAAAUCCUGGGUUAACCCUGAGAGAGCUAAUAUAUUGCUCCACAAAGCUGCAAAGUUUUGCAGAUGUGUCUAUGGUGGGGACAUCAACUUGCCCCCAAUCAUACAAACGUCUGUAAAAUUCCACGAUUUUGCGGAGCUAUAUCUUUCAAGUUUUCAUCAAACCAGUUUCAAACUUGGUAACUUAACUGAUUUUGUGGGUUUAUUUCCAGCCAUGUUGACUUAUUUUUGCUAUGGUUCCAGUCAAAAGUUGAAUAAACUGGGGAAGGGUCUUUUCUUUUAAGGAUUAUAAUACUUUGUUUAUCUUCUGUAGUGGUUUUGCAGUAUUCUUCAAAUACAAGUGUUUGAAGGAGGGCAGUGUGGAGGAUACAUCACCCGCUGAGUCAUCAUUUGAUUGGUUCAACAACUGGAAGAAAUAGACUCCAGCCGAAGCGUCUUGAAAGACAGCUCAUUAAUUUAACAGAAAAUACUUUAUACUCCAGCAAGAGCGUCUUCAAAGAAAGCUCAUUAAUUUAGCAGAAAAUUCAUUAAAGUGUAUAGGAUACCUGUAGAUUUUUGAGUUUUAUUUAAGAGAACAUUAUAUACUUAAUGUCAGAUCCGGAGGGAAACAGUUAGUUUUGUUUUCCCGAGAGUCAGGGGUUGAGGGAAAAAAAAACAUCUUUUACCUUUUAAAAAAUUAUGGCCUCUCUAAGAGUAAGAUGUAAAAUUUGUCUUGUCAUCUCCAUCACGUUUAGAGGCAGCCGAUAAUUUUGAAAACUGGUGAACUGUAAGAUUAAGAUAAGGAUUUUUGCGUAUUUGUGUGUAGAAUACAACAAUAAAAUCAGAAACUCCUCACUAGUGUGUGAAAAGAAAUUAAAGUUGAGCCUCUUUGAGUCUCUUUUUUACUGAAAAUAGAGUCCUGAACAAUGUCGCGUGCUUUNCUUUUAAGGAUUAUAAUACUUUGUUUAUCUUCUGUAGUGGUUUUGCAGUAUUCUUCAAAUACAAGUGUUUGAAGGAGGGCAGUGUGGAGGAUACAUCACCCGCUGAGUCAUCAUUUGAUUGGUUCAACAACUGGAAGAAAUAG